AGUUGCAAGAAAGUUUGUCAUAAAUUGACCACCUCAACACCUCUCCCAGCCCAGCAAAUUAUAUUGACUAAUUUUGAAAAUAAGAUUCAGUUGAUAGACCUAAUAUGUGAAGACUUCAGAUGUAGGGAGAAUGAUCUACAAGAAGUACAACAUAAACUUAUGAUCACAGGUUCAUCGGAUAUUCCAGUAGAAAUUCAUAGAAAUAACAUCAUGGACAGAGUGGAUUUGCGAACCACCCAUGAGGAAGCCGAUGUAAUUAUUCCUCGACAAGUUGUGCAGGCUAUAGAAGAGGGAGCUGUCUGUGUCAGGGUCAUAUGCGACCAUACUGAUGUGUUUGUUUUACUACUACAUGUAUAUUUGACUAUGAACCUUACAUGUACAGUCUUAAUGGAAAGCACAAGUGCAGACAGAACGAUUGUGGAUAUUGGUGCUACAACACAGAAAAACAAGGCAAUAAUUCCAAGUUUAUUGGCAGCCCAUGCGUUGUCCGGCUGUGACACAGUUGCUAGGCUAACUGGGAUUGGAAAAAUUAAGGUCAUCAAACAGUUAGAGAAAGGAUUACACCUUGAUCAUCUUGGUGUCAAGGAUGCAAGUUUUGAUCUUGUUUUGUCAGAAGCAACAUCAUUUAUUGCAGCGUGCUAUGGACGUUAUAACAAAGCUAGUAUGUCAGAUGUCAGAUAUGAAGUUUGGCUUUCCAAAUUAGGGAAGAAAAAUAUAAGAAAUAUGCCAAAACUACAAGCGUUGCCACCAACAACUGAGUCUUUCUUAGAAAAUGUCAAAAGAGCUCAUCUUCAAACAUGCAUUUGGAAAGCCACCUUAGAACAAGAUCCCCCAACAUUCAAUGUGCUUGAGUUUGGUUGGAAAAAAGAGGUAGUGGGCAAGGUUCUUUCACCCGUCCUAAUUGCCGAUGAUAAACCGUUAGCCCCAGCAAGUGUGUUGAAACUAGUAUCGUGUGGUUGUUCAUCUGAUCAACCUUGUGGAACAGCAAGGUGUAGGUGUUAUAGUGCACACCUGCCAUGCACCAUGUUUUGCAGCUGCCAUCAAACGUGCAACUGUGCGAACAGAUUAACAAAGGAGGCAGAUACUAAUAGUGACAGUGAAGCGGAGGACUGUGACAGUAAUGAUGAAACAUAACACAUAAAUAACAAAACACAAUAAAAAAAAGUAAGUUACUCUUUAUUAAUAAAUAACUGGUUGUUGUUGACAUGUGUAUGACGUUGUUAUGUAAUCCCUAUACUUUUUGUACUGUUUAGAACCGUAUAAUUGAGACAGUUCUAAUGUGGACCUGACCCAUAUGGUUUUAAUCAAAAUUAAAUUAGUUUAUGGUGUAGUAUUUACCUUAUUUUUAUAUGGAUUUUACACUUUGUCUGAUAUUGUGACCUCCAUUGUUUAAUUUCAGGUUUUUUGAAAUCAGAAUUUUGCAUUUGAAAUGAGGAAAUGAUUAAAAGAUAAAGGUUCAGACUCAAUAAAGAUAUGAUGACAGUUUGUUCGUGAAAAAUGUCGCGUUUUUCUCAAAAGCGGCCAUUUUUUCGGCCAUUUUUGAAUUUUGUUGGUGUAUUUACUUUGUUAUUAUUUAUUUAAUGUUCUAAUAGUAUCGUUCAACAACAAAAAACACUAACUUUGAGACAAAAUAAAGCAAAUACAUAAUUUGUUGGAAUAGUUUUGAUGAUUUCUUCAUUUGGGCGGCCAUCUUGGCGGCCAUCUUGGAUUUUUCAAAAUGCUCAACAAUGCCAGAGUGGCAUCCGAUGGAUUCUAAAUCAGGACAUAUUGUAGAACACGUUUAUGCAAAAACAUUUUAUGCGUACUAUAAAUCCAGGUAUUUUGCUUCACAUCCAGACUAAUGUGCAAAAAAGGUAAUGCAAGACCUCUUGGGAUGAUAUAUUAUAAGCAUUCUUGUGGAAUUAUUUUAUGAACAAUUUAUUUAGGAACAAUAUAACCUGAUUUUCUUUUUCUAAAAUGAUUUAUCUAAAUAUGUCUGUGUUUUUUACGAGGAUACAACCCUUUAAUAUGGAAAGAAGAACAGAACAAACCUCUUGUAACGACUCAAGAAGCAAAGAUAAAUCAAGCAAAAAAGAAAAGAUAAAAUAAGACUAGGUUUGGCUGCAUGAAGGUUAAGCAUUGGGAGAACAAACGAAAAUAUGAGAAGCUAAAAUACAACUAUGAUGCCUUCGUAGCUGCUAGGCUAGAGCAAAAGAAUGGAAUCAAAGGACAUUUUAGUGUUUUCUUUGGAACAGAAAUCAGAUUGAAAUACAUUUAUUUUGAAAGUUAAGCAAAUUUGGCCUGGAAGAGAUGACUGUUUACAGGAAUCAAUAGAUGCCAUAUUGUUUAUAGCGCACAACAUCCAGAGAUAUUAUUGAAAGUGGACUUCGCAAAUUCAAAUUCAGGGCAAACAUUACUUAAAGCUUAAACUUCUCUGUGAUUAUCUUUUUUACACUGAAAUGUUUGGAAAGUUUUCCGCACAUUAUUUGGUAAUGCUUAUUGCUGCAUAAUGAAAUUCUGGAUUAUAUUAAUUUGAAACUCUAUACAGGUGUGCCAAUUCAUAUGAGAUGCCAAACUCAUAAUGUCAGAUUAGUCUUCUUUGACUUGUAUGUGCCCAGCACUGAGAAUUGUCAAACUACACGUCUCCUGGACAGCUAUUGUUACCCCAUGUGUAGUGUCUGUAACCAACUCAGAUCAUGUACACAAAAAACGUGUUUUAACUAAAAUUCUAACAGAUCAAAAAUCAUUUGAUAUAAUGUUAAAGUCACUGUUUUUAUGUAAACUUGCUUUUAUAGUGCAUUUUUUAAUGAUUUAUGCCAUUCUGCAACUAUUUUUGGAAUCAUAUAUUUUGGUAGUGUCUGUAACCAAACUUAUGAGCAUGCAAUUCUACCUUUUAUGAAAACUUAUGCUUUUUCAAACCAAUCGUUUUGAUUUAUUUUGUUUGAAUAUACUUCCUGGUUUCAGACAAAUGCCUAAUUAGCUAUCUUGUGGGUCUAUAAUACAAGUUAUAGAAAAGUUUCUUGCUUGGUUCUCUUUUGGUCUGAUACCUGAUUAAUUAAUGCUUUGAUUUUUUUUGUUAAGAUAGUAAUCACUUUAGUUUUUUUGCUUUAUUUCAACAGUUUAUAACCUGUAGUUGAUGUUAAAGUGAAAAUAUCUGAAGUUUUGAAGUUCUGCUAUGUUUUUCUUGCAUGUUAUAUGACUAGUGUAGUGUCUGUAACUUGUAUUAUACCGUAGGAUGAAAAUGUUAGAUAAAAAAGUAAUGCAUGCAUGAUCAAAUAAAAUUCAACUUGAUUUGAGUAGGGGAUACCUUGAGCUUUAAUAAUAACACCAAGGAAAUGCUGUAUCUACAAUUUCAUUUUUUUGAGUAAGUGAGACUACUUUCAGCACCAAUACCGUGUUUUAGCCGAAAACAAAUGAAACACGGAAAAAAACGUUAUAUUAGCGAAACUCAGUUGGUAUUGGUUGGGCGGCCGGGCGGUCGCUCGUUCAGUUGUUUAAAACAUGUUGCAUUAAGAUGUCGUAUUCCAUUUAAUAAUUGUAAAAGUUCUGAGAAAAUCUUGUUGACACUUUGCAUAAAUACUCCUGAGAUAUACAACUACGAAAUACCUAAAAAAAAUGAUGCAUAAUCAAUGCAUAAAUGGAUUUUCUAAGGAAAUAUCCAAACGCAAUUGCUCCUUCCGCCAACAGCUAUAAAAUGCGGUUCACGUGGUUCUGUGAUAAGCGUAUGCAAUGGGUUCCGCUCUACUGCACAAAAUUCUCGCUAGAUUGCGCUUAAGCAUUGUAUUACUAUCAUAUUUUCUAAAUAUCUUCGACAAUUGUAAUAAAACUUCACGAAAAAGUACCAUUGAUGGUUCUUUACCAAAUAUGGGGAAAGUGUAACCAUUCCAUACACAUUUUUUAGAUUUGUUUUUCAAAUAAUUUCACAAAAAUGUUUGUUAAGUGGUUUUAUACCAAAUUUACUAAAAAUAGCUCCGCUUCAUAACACAAAGUUGUCGAUCAAGACAAAAUAAAUUUUGCAUAUAAGUUUGACACUCAUGUAAUACUAUCGGAAGUUCUUUAAAUUUUUAUGAAAGUAGGUAUUGGUACAAAUUGGUUAAAUGCCACAAACAUCUAAACUUGUCUUGUUCUUGUUGAUACUUUUGGUGAGCUCACAGAAGAAGGUUAACAUAGAAUGCAACUCUAAAAUAGUGUCAUAUUCACCUAUUUAGUUACUUUUCCCCCACCAAGUUAUAGCAGGUCCGCAUUUUAUUUAUGCUUUAUGUAUGCAAUCGCUGUUAUGUUACUAUCAUAUGCUUCAAUGGCAAUUAAUGUCGUUAGUGUCUUGAAUAAAUACAUACUUUGUAAAAGCUGUUUAUAUACUUUUAUGAACGAUCUUCAUUCAUAAGUUAGAGCAAAUUAAUUUUGACUUUAGAACAUCAACAAGAUAAGUCUUAACA
Dreissena polymorpha is the source of this 4415-nucleotide messenger RNA. RefSeq lists its product as uncharacterized. The transcript has 2 exons. Lineage: Eukaryota; Metazoa; Mollusca; Bivalvia; Myida; Dreissenidae. The coding region runs from base 160 to 1134 and encodes 324 amino acids. The record is from RefSeq and is a predicted model, not a curated record.